Messenger RNA from Nycticebus coucang (slow loris), 1497 nucleotides. RefSeq names its product apurinic/apyrimidinic endodeoxyribonuclease 2 (gene APEX2). Gene Ontology annotation, molecular function: double-stranded DNA 3'-5' DNA exonuclease activity; DNA binding; zinc ion binding. NCBI's taxonomy places the organism in Eukaryota, Metazoa, Chordata, Mammalia, Primates, Lorisidae. Gene Ontology annotation, cellular component: nucleus. Gene Ontology annotation, biological process: base-excision repair. The record is from RefSeq and is a predicted model, not a curated record.
AUGUUGCGCGUGGUGAGAUAGAACAUCAAUAGUAUUCACCCCCUGCAAGAUAUGGUAUACCAGGAAUCCAGUAACUGUGCCACCAUGGAUGGGCGCAUUUUGGAAGAGCUGGAUGCUGAUAUUAUCCGUCUCCAGGAAACCAAAGUGACCAGGGAUGUGCUGACAGAGCCUUUGGCUAUUGGCGAGGGUAACUCCUGUUUCAGCUUCAGCCACAACCAUAGUGGCUAUUCUGGUAAAUUGAGUACCCUGUUUAUCCCCUUCUGUAAGGACUGUGCUACUCUGGUGGCGGCUGGAGAAGGCCUCAGUGGCCUGCUUGCCACUCAGGAUGUGGGUUGCUCUGGAAAUAUGGAUGAGUUCACCCAAGAGGAGCUCCAGGGUCUGGAUAGUAAGGGCCAGGCCCUCCUCACACAGUACAAGAUCUGUACAUGGGAAGGGAAGGAGAGGACUUUGACCCUAAUCAACGUGUAUUGCCCUCAUGAGGACCUUGGGAAGCCUGAGCUGUUGGCCUUUAAGAUGCACUUCUAUCGCUUGCUGAAGAUUCGAGCAGAAGCCUUCCUAGCAGCUGGCAGCCAUGUGAUCAUUCUGGGAUCAUUCCACCACCCCAUUAACUACUGGGAUGCAGUCAACCUGGACUGUUUUGAAGAGAACCCAGUAUGCAAAUGGAUGGAUGGCUUGCUCAGUAAGCUGGGCUGCCAGUCUGGCCACUAUGUAAGGCCCUUCAUUGAUAGCUACCACUACUUCCAACCAAAGCAGAAAGGGGGAUUCACCUGCUAGUUAGUAGUCACUGGUGUCUGCCAUCUCAUAGAUACCUUCCAGGCAUCCUUUCUGCUGCAUGAGGUGAUGGGCUUUGAUCACUGCCCUGUGGGUACAGUCUUAAGCAUGUUUUCUGUGCCUGCAAAACAGUACCCACCUCUGUGCACCCGCUUCCUCCCUGAGUUUGCAGGCACCCAGCUCAAGAUCCUUCACUUCCUAGUUCCUCUUGAAUAAAAUCCUGUUUUGGAGCAGUUAGCACUCCAGCUCAUCAACCAUACCAGGGUGCAGAAGUGCCAAAACAAAGACUGUGUACGUCCCUCAACCAGGUCUCAGCCCAGUCAGGCUGGCUCCAGCAGAGGCCAGAAAAAUCUGAAGAGCUACUUCCAGCCAUCCUCUGAUCCCCAAGCGUCUCCUUACUUAGAAUUACCUAGCCUGCCACUCAUGGGUGCCCUCCUUAUCCCAAAGACUUCAGAAGAGGAGACAACAACCAAAGUGGCAAAAGAGCAGGCCAAGGCUUUAGAGGACAAAGAUGAAAAGGAGGUAUGGACUUCCUUCUGGAAAUCUGUUCUGGGGGACCUCAUGCCAACACCCCUUGGUGGCCACAGGGAGCCAUGUGUGAUGCAUACUGUGAAGAAGCCAGGACCCAACCUAAGCCACUACUUCUACAUAUGUGGCAGACCCCAGGGUCCAUCCACUGAUGCCUCCUCUUACUACAACUUCUUCCUCUGGGGCAGACCCAGAUGA